GUGCAGAGAGCUGCGCGCGCGGUCCCCGAGCGAGCGCGUACUGUCUUUCAGCGCGGAGUCUGCGGUUCCCCGGUCCAGCCCUCCAGCCUCUGCGUGGCCUGCGCCCGGUUCUCUGCACCCCAGAAUCCCAGCCCGGCCGCCCCAGCUUCCCGGACCCCUGCGCCGGAGACCUCCCUCUCCAGGACCAGCUCCGUAGGCCGCCCGCCGCGCGCCGCCAUGGGGGUGGAGGGCUGCACCAAGUGCAUCAAAUACCUGCUCUUCGUCUUUAAUUUCGUCUUCUGGCUGGCCGGAGGCGUCAUCCUGGGCGUGGCCCUGUGGCUACGCCAUGACCCUCAGACCACCAGCCUGCUGUACCUGGAGCUGGGAGACAGGCCGGCACCCAGUACUUUCUAUGUGGGCAUCUACAUCCUCAUCGCUGUGGGAGCCGUGAUGAUGUUUGUGGGCUUCCUGGGAUGCUAUGGGGCCAUCCAGGAGUCCCAGUGCCUGCUGGGGACGUUCUUCACCUGCCUUGUGAUCCUGUUUGCCUGUGAGGUGGCUGCUGGCAUCUGGGGUUUCGUAAACAAAGACCAGAUCGCCAAGGACGUGAAGCAGUUCUACGACCAGGCCCUUCAGCAGGCCGUGGUGGACGAUGACGCCAAUAAUGCCAAGGCUGUGGUGAAGACCUUCCAUGAGACACUCAGCUGCUGUGGCUCCAACACGCUGACCACACUGGUCACCUCGGCACUGACGAGCAACUUGUGUCCCUCAGGCAGCACCAUAAUCACCAACUUAAAUCAGGAUUGCCACCAGAAGAUCGAUGAGCUCUUCUCUGGGAAGCUGUACCUCAUCGGCAUCGCAGCCAUCGUGGUGGCUGUCAUCAUGAUCUUCGAGAUGAUUCUGAGCAUGGUGCUAUGCUGUGGCAUCAGGAACAGCUCCGUGUACUGAGGCCCUGUACUUCAGGUCACAGGGACCCUACAGUGCCCCAAGACUGCCUAGAGGCCACCUUGGGGGCCAAGGCCUGUGUAUAUAUUUCUGUAUUACUCUGCUACACUUAGCCUUUUUACUUUUGAGGUUUGUUUUUGUUCUGAACUUUUUUAGUUACCUUUUGAGGCCCAAUGUCACAUAGACACGUGUGUGGGUGGAGCUGGCCUUGGCCUUGGUGACUGUGCUCUGAGACCCCUGGGGAGCUCCAUCUGCUGAGCCAAGCUUCCCCCACAGCCACUUGCCCAGAAGCUGUGUAGCUGAGCUGGGUGGGGGGGUCAUGCCCCCCAUCCUGUCGGUUGUACCCUCACAUCUUUUUAAUUGUCCCUCUCCUGCCCCCAUUUCAAGAGCUGGGUCCCAGCACUCUGAUGCCUUCAAUGCACCUGUCCUCUAACACGUCACCUUCAACUGUAAUUACAUCUUGAAACAGUCAUUUAAUAAAGAAGGAGAAAAUCAGGCAUGCUAAAAGA
Molecule: messenger RNA, 1430 nt
Organism: Nannospalax galili (Upper Galilee mountains blind mole rat)
Lineage: Eukaryota; Metazoa; Chordata; Mammalia; Rodentia; Spalacidae
Gene: Cd81
Product: CD81 molecule
Exons: 8
Coding region: 217-924 (235 amino acids)
Cellular component (GO): membrane
Source: RefSeq, a predicted model, not a curated record